CAAAUACUAGAAAAAAUUGAAUAGAUAGUCCUGGAAAUUGUAAUAUGGAUUUUUAAAUUAAUUCUAAUUUGAAAAUGAUAAGAUUUAAUAUAAAUAAACAAGAUAAUACAGAAGAUACGAUGGAAUUAUAAUCAUUAUCUGCUGCGUUAAAACAAAGAUGUCGGUCGCGAUAGAUUAGAUAAUAAACACAAAAAUAUCCAUUAAACUAAUUCGCUCAUAUUUUGAUCGAACCCAAUACACCAAUUCUCAGAGUAAAAGCGCUUGAUUAAAUUUCUGGUACAAAGUAUAGACUCAAGAUGCAUAAAAAUAAUAGCCCUCUAGACAAUAACUCUGAAGUAACAAUGGAAGACAUCUCUUUACCUGUUUUUUCUGAGAAACGCUUUGAAAAUAGCGAACAACAUAGAGAAACAGAAUUCGAGAACAAUAGGGCAACUCAGCAUACUUAUGUUAAUAGAGAAGUAACUACAUCUCAAAGGAUUAUAACACACCAACCAUCAAGAGGAGAAAGAAUUCCAACAUCAAAUAAUGACACUGGAAUCAGACGACCUGUCCCAAUAUCCAUUAUAGAAAGAGAAGAAUUUGGUUCUUCUUUCCAUGCGCCAAUUUACGGAUUGGAUUUCAUGAGAAAUGCCGACCAAUUCAUUAUACAGGAAAACUGCGAUUUAACUGAUCUCUUUCUUACAGUAUUGGCAAACACGGAAAACCGAUAUACGGUGAAAAUUCCAAAGAGGGAAAACUCCGAAGCUAUAUACUAUGCAACCGAAAGUUCUAAGUCGUGUCACAGGACGUUUUUUGGCUCUGGCAGAGCGUUCAGCAUGAGACUUUACGAUAAAAGCGACCAAGAAGCGAUGUCAUUCAAACGAAGAUUGGCAUGUGGAUACUGUACGUUUUGUGUUCGAUUACAGCAAUUGGAAGUAUGGAUACCACCUGGUGAAUUGGUAGGGACAAUCUGCCAAAAAUGGAAACCUUUAAGGGUGUAUUUUGAAGUCUGUAAUAGGCAUGAUGAGGUUUUAUACAUAAUUGAAGGAAUCAAUUCUUUUUCAUGUUUCCAUAAAGCAGAAAUGUUCCAGAUAUAUACUUCAGAUGGAUCUACGCAGAUAGGGACCAUACACCAUCAGUGGGAUCCUGUGUCUACUAUGUACCAACUUCACCUACAAAUGCCGAGUUCUAUCACCGACAAUCGACAUAAAGCCUUGUUGCUCGGAGCCUCUUUUUUGUUGGAAUACAUGUUUUUUGAAAGUGCCCAAAAAAGAUUAAAUGUAACCUGUAUGUGUUAAUAAAUAAAAAUGGUGAUAUAUUGACUUGCAACAGGCAAUAACUGUUCAUUUCCAUUAUUACAAUACAGUAUUUAAAUAUAAAAUACAGCAUGCUAUGAAGGUGUUGUCAAUUUUUGAAAUCUAUUAAUAUAAUUAGCCAGAGAUUGACACCCACUAUUAAUUGGUUGGAAUAAAUUUAAAGAUUAACGUCUAAUAUAUGAUCUUGUUUUUUUCUGUCUAGAGAGA
Sitophilus oryzae (rice weevil) is the source of this 1502-nucleotide messenger RNA. Its product is annotated as phospholipid scramblase family member 5-like. Lineage: Eukaryota; Metazoa; Arthropoda; Insecta; Coleoptera; Curculionidae. The transcript is spliced from 8 exons. Bases 297 to 1277 code for a protein of 326 amino acids. Gene Ontology annotation, molecular function: phospholipid scramblase activity. Gene Ontology annotation, biological process: plasma membrane phospholipid scrambling. Gene Ontology annotation, cellular component: plasma membrane. The record is from RefSeq and is a predicted model, not a curated record.